AUGCGCCCGCAGGGGGCGGCGCAGCUGCUGGCGCUGCUGCUGGUGCGGAUCGAAAUCGCCGAGCAGGCCUUUCGGGACAAGGACCUGCUGCUUCCAGGUUUUCAGAACUCGUCGAUGCUCUCAUGGCCUUGUGGCCAACGGGCCAUCCCAACACGCAUAGUGGGUGGAAAGGAUUCAGCGCUCGGGCACUGGCCUUGGCAGGGCAGCCUGCGUCUGUGGGGCUCCCACUUCUGCGGAGCGAGCCUGCUCAACCGCCGCUGGGUGCUCUCCGCCGCGCACUGCUUUGAAAACAACCAAAAUCCCUUUCACUGGUCGGUCCAGUUUGGGGAGCUGUCUGCCACACCAUCCAUUUGGAACUUGCAAGCCUACUACAACCGUUACAAUGUGGAUCAGAUUUUCUUGAGCCCCUUCUAUCUGGGAGCUCCGGUGUAUGACAUCGCCCUGGUGAAGCUGUCCUCCUCGGUCACCUACACUAAGUACAUCCAGCCCAUCUGUGUCGUGGCCUCCAUCUCCGAGUUUGAGAACAGAAGUGACUGCUGGGUGACCGGCUGGGGAGACGUUGAAGAAGAGCUGAGUCUGCCAUAUCCCUACACCCUCCAGGAAGUGCAGGUCGGGAUCAUAAACUCCACCAUGUGUAAUCACCUGUUCUCAAUGCCUGAUUUCCGCACUGACAUCUGGGGAGACAUGAUUUGCGCUGGCGACCCUCAAGGCGGCAAGGAUUCCUGCUUUGGUGACUCAGGUGGGCCCUUGGUCUGUGAAAAGAAAGGGCUGUGGUAUCAAGUUGGAGUCGUGAGCUGGGGAGUGGGCUGCGGUAGGCCCAACCGGCCGGGUGUCUACACCAAUGUCAGUGCGCACUACAAGUGGAUCCGAGAGGUUUUGGCCAAAAACAACACUUGCAGGCUGGACCCCUGCCUCCUGCUGCUGCUCCUUCCUCUGUUCUGGGCUCUCCCAUUCCUACGGCUGGCCUGA
This is a messenger RNA of Dama dama (fallow deer), 969 nucleotides long. Its product is annotated as testisin-like. The record is from RefSeq and is a predicted model, not a curated record. NCBI's taxonomy places the organism in Eukaryota, Metazoa, Chordata, Mammalia, Artiodactyla, Cervidae. Gene Ontology annotation, biological process: proteolysis. Gene Ontology annotation, molecular function: serine-type endopeptidase activity. Bases 1 to 969 code for a protein of 322 amino acids. The transcript is spliced from 7 exons.